GGCGGAGAGAGCAGAGAGGAGCUGGCACCGGGCCGGUUACCUGCGGUCUCGCCGCCCCUGACCCUGACCCUAGUCGACCCGCAAACAUCCUCUCCCUGGGUCAGCCUUUCUCGAGAACUUCGAAUUUUAUUCUGCUGCUGCAGCCAGCGCUACCCACCCUCUCUUUUACCACUUCCUCUGCUCUUCUUCUCUUUUCCUCCUCCCUCUCUCCUCCUCCUCCUCACUAUCCACCCUCUCCCGUCCCCAAAUGCCCCCUCUUCGUCUGACGGUCCGCAACGUCGUCCGCGUCGCUGCGGUCUUCAUCGUCCUCCUCAUCCUCUUUGCUCCGCCAGCAAAGCGCGAAGACCGCGUCGCCCCGGCAUACUCCUCCGCCUCCAGGCCUAGCUCACAUGUCCCCCCGUCUUUCCUGACCGACAAAAACAAGCCGGCUGCGCCGGCCGGCUCGGCUACGGCCAAAACCCCUUUACAGAAGUCGCGCUUCGGCCAGCAGGUCGUCGACGGCGCCGCCAGCCCCCCUCUCGACAAGUCAUCCAAGACCAGCGUUAGCAUCACCACCACCGCUGCCACCCCGGCGGCGAAAAUCGGAGAGGAGGUCUCGAAUCUGGUCGUCCCGCCGCCUGCUUAUCCUCCUCCUGCUCCGCCCGCCCCUGUCGCUCCUGCGUCUUACGAAAGUCUAUCCGAGUCUCUGCCAAAACCAGCUGCUGAUGCCGCUCCUCCUUCCGCGCCAGCUGUGAACAAAGAGGCGCUCGUUCCCCCUGAGAAGACUGAGAGCAAAGCGGUUGCAAACGAAGUCCCGGGGCUCGACGUUGCACAACCUCCGGCGCCGGUCAAGGAGACUACAAGCGCUGAUUCAGUCACCCCGAAGGUCGAAGCGACUGCCCCUACCCCUGCGGCUGUUUUGGAGACCCCUAAAGCUGAGGAGGAAUCUAAGCCUGCUGCUGCUAAGGAAGUAUCUAAAGUCGAUGCUCAAGUCGAGCCGGUUGCUGCUCCCGCUGCUCCCGCUGCUGCUCCUGCCGGAUUUGCGGCUGAGGCUGAGCCGGCUAAGCUGCCCCAGGAGCCGGUGGUUGAAGAGCCAAAGGCUAAAGAGGUCCUAAACCCCGAGACGGAGAUCGUUCCACCGGAUAUGAAGCUUGAGGACGCCCCGGCUGCCGCUGAAGAAAAGAAGGAAGAAGUGCCGGUUGUUGCUGCGGAGCCUGUUGCAAAACCUGUCACGGUACCAGUCGCGGCUGAGGUCAAGGCUCCCAAGAAGCCGGCUUCGAUUUACUUGGUGAACAGUCCUCGGUACCAUUUCGAGGUCAUUCUUCCGUUCCUUUCGGUGAUGUCUGAUCUGCCGGAUACGGAGGUGACUCUGUGGGCACUGGCGGAAGGAUACAAGCGAUUUGGAGUGCGGCCGAUGCUUGACGAGGCGGCCCAGCCCAAGGGCUUGAAUAUGAUUGACAUCGAGCGGUUUGUGGAGGAGAAGAAGACGCCUGAUUUCAUUUUCCUGACGAGUUGUCCCGAGGACGUCAGCAAGACUUCGCCGAAGCUGGCCGAGUUCCUCGAGAAGGGUGCGUACGUGCAGUGCAUUGUUCACGAGGCUAGCAAGUGGGAUCCGCGCGAAGGCGGGGAGUCGCCGUACGUGGAGGCAAUCAAGUUUAUGAUUCCGUGGGUGAAGAAGGGCCAGUGGGAGUUUGUGACGCUUGCUCCGCACGUGCAGCGCUACGUGCACGCGAACUUCCCGAAGUUUAUGAACACGCCGGAGGUUGAGUAUGACGCGCGAAUCGUGCACCCAGUCUUCAAGGUCGCCAAGACGGACGGCGAGGUCGAGGUCCAGCAGCCGUUUGCGGCGAUUCCGGGCAAGUUCGAGCCCUGGCGACGAAACUACGUGCGCAUCUUUGAGCACUACGUGCGGACGCAGCCGCAGGCCGAUUUGCAUCUGGUGGGCUCGGGCAAUCCGCUUGAUGUGCCGCCGGAGAUCAAGGACCGGAUCAAGUACCGCCGCAACCUCGAGUUUCCCGAGUACUUUGCGCACCUGUCGCAGGCGAUUAGCAUCAUCCCCGCGUUUGCGACGCCUGAGUACACGAAGAACCAGGCGUCGUCGUCUGUUGCGACGGCGAUUAUUUGCGGCGUGCCGCUGAUUGGCGAUAAAGAGAUUGCGUCUGCGUACUCGCAGAUUCCGGCGGACGCGAUGUGGGUGCAGAAGGAAGGGCAGAGUGAGAUCGAGCUGUUUGCGGAGAUCAGUCGGAUGGACAAGUCAGUGUGGAUGGAGAAGAAGAAGCGGAUCUUGCGGUUGCGCGACGAGAUGGUGUUGGAGAACAAGGCGUUAUUUUCAAAAGUGCUUGAGGAUCUCGCGAAACGAUAGAGAGGAGAAGUAGAAAGAGGUGGAGAUGAUGAAAGUGCAUGCUACAUUAGGGCAACUGGAAAGAGAUAAUGGGCAAACGAAGAUGUUUGUCACAAGUGUAUAAUUAGCAUAAUGAGCUUGUCUUUUUUUAUAUUUCAUUUUAUAUUUCAUUUUUUGCUUACAGUUUAUAUUCAUAAUACUUUGCUUGAAUUCAUUAUGUACUCAGUGUUUCGUUAUAAUCUUGGUUUAUUUCAUAUUUCAUAUUUCGGUAUAUUUAUUCAUUCGCAUGCAUAGUCAAUAGAGCUUACAGCACACUUACAAAAGCUCUCAACUACUUGUUACGAACAAGACAGGAAAGGGAAGGGCAGAGCAGAGUUGCUAAGCCGCGUGGGCCGGGGCUGGGAGUUGUCGCCGCAGUGGGUCGGUCUGAUUGCGAGGGAGGAAGGGAAAGCUAAAGAAAAGGGGAGGAGGAGGG
Molecule: messenger RNA, 2795 nt
Organism: Myxozyma melibiosi
Lineage: Eukaryota; Fungi; Ascomycota; Lipomycetes; Lipomycetales; Lipomycetaceae
Exons: 1
Coding region: 248-2341 (697 amino acids)
Source: RefSeq, a predicted model, not a curated record